AUCAAAUGAAUGAAAAUAAUGAUGAUGAUGAUGUUAUAUUGGAACCAUUGGAUAAAUCAUCAUCCGAAGAAGAUGAAGGUAUUGAUUUGAAUAAUGAUUCAUCAGAAUUGAUUAUAGAUGAUUUAGUUGUAUCCGAAUCUUCGACAUUAUCAUCAUCGUCAAUAAUCGAAACAACAGCAAUGGAAACUGUCAAUAAUUCAACGGAAUCUGAAUCAACGAAAUGUCCGGGGUUAAUUUAUGUAGCUAAUGUUGAUGAAUUGAUUGUUGAUUCAAAUGAAACUAUGGAUUCUAAAGGCCAUACAAGCAUAAAUGAAGCAGAACCAGAAACAUCAGCUGUAGUAGUAAUAAACAAAAAGGUUGUUGAAUCAUCAUGGUCAAUUCAAGGCAAUAAAUCAUUUAAUCCGAAUUCAUUGAAAUGUAGUACGAAAAAAAGAAAAUCACCAAAACAUCAUGAACAACAACAUCAACAACAGCAAUCUCAUAUGAAUCAUCAACGAUCAGUAUCGAAUUUAGCACUUGAAAAACAUUUGAAUACAAUCAUUAAACAUAGUGAUAUAAUAUCAAAUAUUCAACAGCCAUCAAUAAUGAUGAUGGCUAAAACAAAUUCAACUAAUGUAAAUAAAUCUGGUUAUAAAGGAAAUUAUUAUCAUCAUCAUCAUUGUAUUAAUUCCGGUCAUAAUAGUGGUAAAGUUUCAUCAUCAUCUUCCGCAUCAUUAUCGAAAAAGAAAACAUCGAUGAUCAAUAGCCAACAACGUAAUAAUAAUAAUAAUAAUAAUGGUAUUGCCUUAUUACCAACACCGAACAACAACAAUACUGUUCAUUGUGGAUCAAAAGUUCCGAUAUUAAGUAAUCGUAAUAAUAAUAAUAAUUCUCAUCAUAAUCAUAUGAUUAAUAAUAGAGUCUCGCUAUUACAACAACAACAACAACAACAAUCAUCUAUAAUAAACAAUAAUAAUCUUACGCCAAACACUGCCAAUCGUAAUACAUCAUCAUCAUCAUAUCCUGGAUUUUGUUAUCGAAUUGUUUAUCCAACACAAACUGGACAACAACAACAACAAUCAUCAUCAACAACAACAACAACAAAUUCUUCAGCUCAAUUUUAUAAUUCCGGUUCUACAGGAACAACAACAACAACAGCUCAUCAUCAUUUACCUUUAUCGUCAUCAUUAUCUAGUCCUGGUAAUAUUAAUAAUAAUAAUAAUAAUGGUAACUUAUAUCAACAACAACAACAACAACAACAAAAUUAUCAUCAUCAUCAAAAACAGAAUAAAAUUCCUGCCAAAUUAGCGAAUUCGGCUACAAUACCAUUUCGAACGAUUUCUUAUCCACAACAACAACAUCAUCAUCAUCAUCAUCCACAGGCUGGCCUUUUACAUCAGCCAUCACAAACAAAAUCAUCAUCAUUAAUGAUAUUGCCAAAAUGGCAUAAUCAUAAUUCUUCCAAUUUAUCAAUAUAUCAACAUCAACGAUCAAUGUCAGUACCACCACCAUCAUCAUCAUCAACAAAUAUUUCAUUGAAUUCAAAUCAUUAUACACAACAAAAUUCAACAAUGUUAAAUGUAAAGAAAAAAUUAUUUAAAACUACUGGAUCAAUAAAUCCAGGUGUUGUUGGUAAUGUUAUAAUUGGUAAUCAAUCAAAUAUUCGUAAUAACCAUCAUCAUCAUUAUCAUCAUCAUCAUCAUCAUCAUUAUCAAUCAAAUAUUUUGAAUACCAAUAUCGAUCAAAUAAGUUCAUCAUCAUCAUCAUCAUCAUCAAAAAAUAAUUUUAUUCGUGUUAAAAAAUUUAAAAAUCGUACAAAUAAUGAACCAUUAUUAUUAUCAUCAUCAUCAUCGACAUUAAAACCCGGUAAUAAAUCGAUGAUCAAUAAAAAUGAAUCAAUGGAAACGGAUGAUAAUUGUGAUGAUGAUCAUAAAAAUAAUAAUAAUAAUAAUAAUAAUAAGGGACAAACAUCAACAAUAAUUGUUACUACAUCAACAAGUGAAUCACAACCAGAUUCAUCAACUUAAUCGCAAAAACCACAAAAACCUGUCCAUCAUUUUUGUUGGAUAAAUUUAUCAAAUUACGAUUCUUUAUAAAUCUUUUUUUUUUUAUUUUAAAAAUCCCUUUAAUAAUUUACAUAUACAA
Dermatophagoides pteronyssinus (European house dust mite) is the source of this 2124-nucleotide messenger RNA. RefSeq lists its product as uncharacterized. The record is from RefSeq and is a predicted model, not a curated record. Gene Ontology annotation, molecular function: cis-regulatory region sequence-specific DNA binding; DNA-binding transcription factor activity, RNA polymerase II-specific. Gene Ontology annotation, cellular component: nucleus. Gene Ontology annotation, biological process: response to starvation. Lineage: Eukaryota; Metazoa; Arthropoda; Arachnida; Sarcoptiformes; Pyroglyphidae.